UGAGAUCUCGGAAACCGAGCCAGCCCGGUUGACCGGGCUCAUAUGAAGAGGCCCUGAGAUGGAUAGUAUUUUCUUCCUCCGGAGGGCGCUAAUUGGCUGAUUCUUGACAGCUUGCCCAUGGCGGCACGAACCUGUACCCAACUGUCCUUAACUGAUUAAUCAUUUCAUGGUUAAAACAUGUCCUGCGAAAUUGUGAGAGGUCGCUUAUACUUUCAAAUGGCUUGCACUCCUGAAAAUGAUCCAUCGCAUCACUAUUUUAGCAUGGACGACGACACGACUUUGGAAGGUAAAAACGUUUACGACGCACUUUACUUUGGUCCUUUGAAUCAGGCGGGAAUCUAUAAUUUCUGUUGUCUUGUAGACUCUAUGCUUCACUCGAUCCCAGCAGAGAAAAAGUCAGUGCUGUAUACCACUGACUGUGUGGGACUUUUGGAGGCGAAGAAGCGAGCGCAUUCUGUAUUUUUAUGUGCAACGUUCGCGAUAUGUCGGCUCAAAAUGACCGUCGAAAACAUCUACGGAUUACUAGGGCAACACUUUCAUUAUUCAACUCUUGCUCCUUACUUUGAUAUGGGUGGUAAAAUAUCUCACAAUCUGGACAUCUUGGACUGUCUUAAAGCCUUUGAGAAGGCAGUAGCUCAAGGUUUGAUCGAAUUCGACAAGUUUGACGUACAAAAAUACAAUCGUGAGGAUUCCCGCUAUAAUUUGAACUGGAUCAUUCCCAAAAAAUUACUCGCAAUGGCGGAUCCUCAGAUGAUGCCCGAUUUUAGCAAAGUAAGGAAGCAUUUAAAGGAAAUCGGGGUCAAGGUAGUUGUGAGACUGAACAAGCACGACAACUUACUUAAAUACGGGCGAGGGUAUGAUGCACGCAGUUUUACCAACCACAGAUUUAAGCACUACGAUCUCUACGUUGAAGACAGUGGUAUUCCCCCGGGGGGAAUCAUUAAGAAAUUCAUGAGAAUUGUGGAUGGAAAAUGUUGCAAGAAAGUUGCUGUUCAUUGUUGCAGACGUUUAGGCAGAACAGGAUCUCUGAUCAGUUGCUAUUUGAUGAAAAAGUUCCGAUUCUCAGCAAGCAAGGCUGUGGGCUGGUUAUGCAUUUGUAGACCGGGAAGCGUCCAGAAAAUGCGUCAACACCAUCUCCUGGAGUUGAAGCAAGAUGCAAUCAUGCGAGGCUGUCGGCCCAGAGAAAUGAAGGAAGGAGUUGUAGAAAAACCCUUUGAUUUAAAGUCCGUCCACAAGCGCAAGAACUUGUAUCCAAUUAUUGAAGAAAACGAAGUGCAAACAUGA
This is a messenger RNA of Orbicella faveolata, 1284 nucleotides long. RefSeq names its product dual specificity protein phosphatase CDC14AB-like. Gene Ontology annotation, biological process: protein dephosphorylation. Lineage: Eukaryota; Metazoa; Cnidaria; Anthozoa; Scleractinia; Merulinidae. The record is from RefSeq and is a predicted model, not a curated record.